Molecule: messenger RNA, 663 nt
Organism: Miscanthus lutarioriparius
Lineage: Eukaryota; Viridiplantae; Streptophyta; Magnoliopsida; Poales; Poaceae
Source: the annotation of a GenBank genome assembly
AUGGCGAGGAGCGGCGCUGAACGCCGGCAUCCUGUCCGGUUUCUCGGGACUGGAGUCGACUCCAGGCCCCGACCUCCCCCGGCUCGAGGUCCUGGAGAAAUGGAAUGGGACUUGUUCUUGCGGCAAACUUAUACAAUUCAGGCCUUCUUGACUGAUGGAAACCCUGCCUUCCUGUUGCGCUCGCAAGCGGAGAACCAGAAGAAGUACGCCGAAUUCGAUAACAGGUUCAAGAAGUCCAAGGUGCUGCAGGAGCUGCUCGAGAAGUCCAAGAAGAACAAAGAGAAGAACGAGAGGAUGAUCCAGGACAAGUACUGCCUGCGGGGCGCCGAGUGGGGCGUCGGGGACUGCUCCACGGAGGGCAUGACCGACCAGGAGAGGAGGACUUCAUUUCGGAGCUCAAGAAGAGAACCGGAGCAGAAUAGCGAGCUGAGCACAUCAUUCAGUUUCAGCAGGCGAAAUACCCUGAUUACCAGGGGAUCUAGACCAGCCCAUAGGCCACUAGGAGAUAUGAUCACGAGGGUGGACGAAAUAUUGCUAUCGCAAGGUUUCAAUGCCAGAAACCAAGUGAUCAAGCCAUCAUAUGAAGACUCAACUACCUUCAAAGCAAACAGAAACACAGAUUUCAGCACAACAAAUGGUGCUAAAUACUUGCAGACUAUGUAG